This is a messenger RNA of Drosophila subpulchrella, 1005 nucleotides long. Its product is annotated as probable pseudouridine-5'-phosphatase. The transcript is spliced from 4 exons. Lineage: Eukaryota; Metazoa; Arthropoda; Insecta; Diptera; Drosophilidae. Gene Ontology annotation, molecular function: phosphatase activity. The record is from RefSeq and is a predicted model, not a curated record. Bases 178 to 873 code for a protein of 231 amino acids.
AUCUGUGUUACCGAUGUUUUGAAAACCUCUCCACCUCUAAAAGCUCGCAAUCGCGGAAAAAUUCGGAAAGCAAGGCGGAAAAAAACAUUCGAUACGCGAUUGCCAAAGGCGGAAGAGGAUUACGUCGGCGACCUUGUCUACCUGUUUGCCAUUACAUAACCGAGAAACAACCUCAAGAUGGCCAGUAAAGUGCUGCGAAAGGUGACGCACUGCAUCUUCGACAUGGACGGAUUGCUGCUGGACACCGAACGCCUCUAUACGGUGGCCACCGAAAUGAUCCUCGAGCCCUACGGCAAGGCGUAUCCCUUCGAGGUGAAGGAACUGGUCAUGGGCCUGCAGACGGAGCCGCUGUCCAGGUUCAUGGUCGAGCACUAUGAACUGCCCUUUUCGUGGGAGGAGUACGCUCGCCAGCAGCGCGCCAAUGCCGAGAUCCUGAUGCGGAACGCCCAGUUGAUGCCAGGUGCUGAGCGCCUGCUGCGUCAUCUGCACGCCAACAAGGUGCCCUUUUGCCUGGCCACCAGUUCCGGCGCCGACAUGGUCGAGCUGAAGAGCAACCAGCACCGGGAACUGUUCAGCCUGUUCAACCACAAGGUGUGCGGCUCCACGGACAAGGAGGUGGUCCAAGGCAAGCCGGCACCGGACAUUUUCCUGGUGGCCGCCUCCAGAUUCGCUGUGCCGCCCAAAGCCUCCGACUGCCUGGUCUUCGAGGAUUCGCCGAAUGGCGUUACGGCGGGCAAUAGCGCUGGAAUGCAGGUGGUCAUGGUGCCGGAUCCGCGGCUGUCGCCAGAGAAGACCUCCCACGCCACCCAGGUGCUGGGCUCCCUGGCGGAUUUCAAACCGGAGCUGUUCGGUCUGCCCCCCUUCAAGGAUUGAGCUUAAGGGCUGUUUUUAUAUGCUAUUGCUAUAGCUGGAAAUUAAUGUACCUACCAAGCGAAAGAUUUUAAGUGUAAUGUGUUACUUAAUAUACACGUAAUUGUGAAUAUACGUAUUUAUUGCCGCCUAAAA